Molecule: messenger RNA, 680 nt
Organism: Aspergillus eucalypticola CBS 122712
Lineage: Eukaryota; Fungi; Ascomycota; Eurotiomycetes; Eurotiales; Aspergillaceae
Product: NuoB/complex I 20 kDa subunit family protein
Exons: 4
Coding region: 1-642 (213 amino acids)
Biological process (GO): electron transport coupled proton transport; aerobic respiration; mitochondrial respiratory chain complex I assembly
Molecular function (GO): NADH dehydrogenase (ubiquinone) activity; quinone binding; 4 iron, 4 sulfur cluster binding
Source: RefSeq, a predicted model, not a curated record
AUGCACAUCUCUCGAACAACGAUUCUCAAUCCUCUACAACCUUUCACUACACCUAUACCGACAAUGUCAUUGUCCGCCAACCCCUCAAACAGCCGACGACUAUAUUCCUCCCUGACCACUAGCGGGAAGCCUAGGCAAGAAGUGACCUUACCCAGCCAAGAGACUCCUCAAAGUGCAGUCCAAUAUGCAUUAACAACCCUCGACCAAGUCGCCAAUUGGGCCCGACAGGGCUCCGUAUACCCCAUGACAUUCGGACUCGCCUGCUGCGCCGUCGAGAUGAUGCAUAUAGCUGCACCACGGUACGACCAGGACCGCCUCGGCCUCAUGUUUCGAGCCUCGCCCAGACAAUCCGACCUUAUGAUUGUUGCGGGUACAUUGACAAAUAAGAUGGCGCCGGCUUUGCGGCAAGUAUAUGAUCAGAUGCCUGAACCGCGAUAUGUGAUCAGCAUGGGGAGUUGUGCCAAUGGGGGUGGCUACUAUCACUAUAGUCAUUCUGUGGUUCGGGGGUGUGAUCGGGUUGUUCCGGUGGAUAUCUAUGUUCCUGGUUGUCCCCCCACGUCGGAGGCAUUGCUGUAUGGGAUUUUCCAGAAUCAGAGGAAGAUGAGGAGCAGGAAAGUCACGCGUAUAUGGUAUCGACGAUAGAUCAGGAAGUAGGUCUAUUGCAGAGAGCCUCAAUAAAG